AUGGUGAUGUGGCACACAACGGUGGAGAAAGGAAACGAGCCGGCAGCUCCAAGUGCAGUUGAUAUAGAAUGUGAAAAUCAAGAACUCACCGUUUCUGAACCAUCGAAACUUGAUGAUCUCGCCGUUGCCGGACCAUCAGGCACCAAUAAUUUCGCCGUGGCGGGACCAUCUAGAGUGAACAAUUUCGCCGCACCAGCAAACAUCAAUAAUGGUGGUUUCGAAAUAAUCGAUCCCAAUGCCGCUGGAUCAUCGGAAAUUGACGCUGUUCCUAGUGUUGAAUCUUUGUUUUCUUUGGAAUCAACGAGUGCUGAAUCAAUUGGUAGCGCUGGUGCCCAGAAACCCGGAGACGGUCAGGAAAUUCUUCAACAAAUGAAGGCAAAAUUUGAUGAAAUAUCUGACAGAAACGAUCGAUAUAGGAUUCUAACUUCCCUUCCCAAAUCCUGGACUGCAUACAAAAUGAUGCAAGAAUUCGGUGUUUCGCAACGAACUGCUCAACAUGCAAAGCAAUUACAGAUUGAAAAAGGUUUUAUGAGCACACCGGAGACCAGAGUGUGA
Molecule: messenger RNA, 555 nt
Organism: Armigeres subalbatus
Lineage: Eukaryota; Metazoa; Arthropoda; Insecta; Diptera; Culicidae
Exons: 4
Coding region: 1-555 (184 amino acids)
Source: RefSeq, a predicted model, not a curated record